This is a messenger RNA of Kuraishia capsulata CBS 1993, 3885 nucleotides long. RefSeq lists its product as uncharacterized. Gene Ontology annotation, biological process: vesicle-mediated transport; endosomal vesicle fusion; autophagy. The transcript has a single exon. Gene Ontology annotation, cellular component: cytoplasm; fungal-type vacuole membrane. The record is from RefSeq and is a predicted model, not a curated record. Bases 1 to 3885 code for a protein of 1294 amino acids. Lineage: Eukaryota; Fungi; Ascomycota; Pichiomycetes; Pichiales; Pichiaceae.
AUGGGGAAGAAAAUAAAAAGACCCAGGGCCGGAGUCCAAGGAGGAAGUGAGGAACAUACUGUACAUCAGACAAAGGACAGUCCAGAAAGAGGUCUCCUUCAAGAAGAUUUGGCACCCGAACAGCUUGAAAGUGUAAGCAUAGAACCACAAGACCAAUUUGGUGAUCAGAACGAGUGUAAACAGUUGCCUCAAAACAAUGACGUUGGAUUAGACAGUACUGCUGUUCCAUACUUCCCUCUAGUACAUCAGAAGAGCUCACUUUCUGCAGCUGAGGUAAGUCCCGUCACCGCGCACAAGGACGACAGCGGAGAAGGCGACAUUUUUGAUUUGACUCUUCUGAAAUCGGCGAGUCCUAAAAAAGAGAGUGAAAGUGAGAUUUCCGCAAACCAAGAGGAAGACAAAGAAAGGCACCAGGAUCUGGUUGGGGCUCAACUCGAUCAAGACGAUCACGCUGCAAAUGACGGUACUUCGAUGCCUGAACAAACUCAUGAAGAGGAAGCCCAGAUUCCGGAAGAACAGUUUGAAGCCGUUGUCAUUCCAAAGGUCACUGAUGACGCAGAGUUAGGUACCGGAACCGCAGUUGAUGGGAUUUCUCAAAAUUCACCAAACAGAAGUAAUACGCCAGAUGAACCUAUAGAAGAAGCAGAAGAAGGCAUUGAAGAGAUUGCGCCCACUCAGGACAAUGAGGCAAUUCAGGAGGAAUGUGCUGACAUUAUAGAGCAUCCAGAUGAGAUUUCAGAACCCCAAAGCACAAAUGUCGAGCAGACAAUACCGGUGGUUGGAGCCGAACAGAUGUUGCCAGAAACUUCCACAGGCGAGCAGUCAAUUAUAGACACCGAUCAAACGGAUAGAGCUGUUGAAACCGAGUCUUUGGAUCAAAAUACCGGCUCUUCAGAGAAGCCUGCUGAGUCCUCAGAGGAGCCUUCCGCGCAUGAACAACCUCCCUCAAUAUCCCCUGGACCUUACUCGUUAUCCAAGAUAAUCGACGAGAUCCCCGUCAAAAACCCGGAGAUCCCCGAGUCUGAAAAUGCACAGAUAACUUGUGUGGAGGCCUGGGAGUCCAAUAUAUACAUUGGAACCUCAAUUGGUGAAAUUUUGCACAUGUACAAGCUUGACGAUGAAAUGGGCUACAUUCUUGUUUCAAGACAAAGAUUUCAUGCAGCCAAGAUAAAGCCUGUUUUGAAGAUAAUACUUCUCACCCCAAUUCAAAGAGCAUUGGUUCAAUGUGGCUCGGUGAUAUCUCUUUUCAUGCUGCCCGAGUUUUCUCCAGCCAACAUAGGAAGAAUACGAGAUGUCAACGAUGUCUCUCUGGAUUUGCAACAGUUGAAACUGGACUCAAAGAAACACAAUUAUGAGACCGCAAGUGUCAGUGAUGAUCCUACACAGAACUCAGUCGAGCUCACGAUAUUCACCAAGAAGUGCAUUCGAAUGAUAAGAGUUACCACUGCUGGUAUCAGACUAAUCAAGGACCUCAAUUAUGCUAACUCAGUCAAUGGUAUCAGACGAGCAGGGUUUGCAGCUGUAGCUACCUCCUCAAACUACGACCUGUUGGAUCUGGAGAAGGUCCAAAAGAUUCCUCUUUUCCCUGUUUCUCAGGGUGAGCCUUCUUCGAUCUUGAAGCCAUUGAUAGUACCGGUAGCAAAGUCCGAGUUUCUGUUUGCCUGCGGUACAGGCAAUUCGGAUCCUGCAAUGGGAAUGGUGGUGAACAUCAACGGUGAUAUCAGUCGAGGAACCAUUCCUUGGGCAUCUUAUCCAACCACUUUGAUUAUUGAUUAUCCCUAUACCUUGAGCGCUGUGAGCUCUUCGAAAGUCUUAGUUCAUUCUCUGCACAAUCAGUUGGAAUGCCAGCAGAUAAGCUUCACAAGUCAUAUAGAAGUGACAACGGUCUCGCACGUUUUCCAGGCUCCGUCCACAGAGCUCGCAGAAGCAAUAACCGAGGUUUCUCUACUUCAUCGUGAUGUCACCAGUCCCGACAGCACCUUGGCCAGACAAUCGUCAUUGAAGAAGUCCACAGUGUUGGUCUACGGUGAGGAUAGUGGGCUCUAUGUACUGUUCCCAACAUCGCGUAUUGGCAGACUGAUGAACAUUGCGUCGAGGACCACAAAGCAAAACCGAACCAAUGUGGUUGACGAGCUUGAAGAAGAAAUUAAAGAGAUUGACUCCACCACAGAAUUCGGGGAAAUAGAGAAACACAUCUCGGAGUGUCUGAUUGGACUAAUCCUUCUACAGUACCAUGACUUUAACCAGUCCUUCGACUACUGGUUCACGGGUCUGUUGGACCCUCGUCUCGUGCUGUACAUUUUUGGUUCUGGAGAUCAAUUAGAGGAUGACAUUCAAGUUUAUUCGGUGCUGGUUCCCCUCAUAGAUGCUAUUCAGAAACAGUACGAGGCCGACCUUUCGAAUGAGCCAAACUCGCUGAAUACUGCAAUUCAUGUCUUCUACAGAUUCUUUUUGAGAACUUGGCUCAGCAACAGGGAAGCUUUGAGUUUCCCAGGAAAAAAGAAGGAGGAUACCAUCAAGACACUUGAGUUGUGCUUGCUUCGAGAAUGCCUGCCUGCUCCGACGUCCAAGGCAGAACUUGCAGAGCAGAUCAACAUCGUUGUGGGGAGCGUGGUCAUGGCUUCAGAUGAGGCUGUCUCAUGGCUUCAGGCUCAUCAGAAGUACGUUUUAUUGUUGAAACUCUACGAGGGCAGGACUGAAGUUGCAAGUGCUGUGGCUCUAUGGAAAAGGCUGAUAUCCAAGGAAAUCGUUGAUGCUGAUCUCCAGCUCGAAUUUGAGGGAGAGUCAGAUCCCAUUCAAAAAGCGCUAGAGCAUCUAGUUGACUUCAUUGCAAUUUACUGUGAGGACAGUGGACUGUUUUGGACUUCUGUGGAGUGGUUAAUAGAGUCGCACCCGCGUUUUGCUCUGUCUCUUCUGGGUGACUCCAGGGUAAAAGUUGACAUAAACGAGUCCAGAGUCUUAAAACUUCUCAGCAAGUCUCAGUCGGACUUGCAACAGAUAAAACUGGAGUAUCUGGAGUUUAUUGUGAAUUCGAAGAGAGAAAAACAGUUUUUAGGUGAUUUGGUGGUACAUCUAGUUGACUCAAUGGUCCAACUGAUUGAGGGCGAUUCUGGUAUUCGCAACCACCUCGAGACUCUUGUGAAGUCAUAUAACGAAUUGAGUAUACCUCGAAUGCCAUUCCCAGCCUACAUGAUUUACGAGGCAGAGAGAGCUUCUAUCACGAAAUUUUUGGAUCUUAACGACCGGUUAAUGCGUCACCUCUACUACGUGACGAGCGAAACCAAAACCGUCACCAGCCAAACCGAAGAGGCCACAGUUGUCGAUACCUGUUUCCGAAAACUUGACCCAUUCAAGGAAGUCCUGCCAUAUCUUACUGCAGCAAUUCAUUACAAGAAGCACAUGUUCGGAAUGGUGGUUAAUACGUUCUGCCAUCUGGGGGACUACCAAGCUGCUGAAAACUUUGCAGUUAGUCUUGAAUUUCCACUAUUUAUUGCGCUUAAGGACUCCAAAGUGCAGAAUGAUGAUACAAAGGAUACAAAGAAUACGAAGGCAGAAUCUGAGACUCUUCUUUUCCAAAUCUUCGAGAUAUAUCUCGAACUGGACGAGACAGAGCUUAUAGAGAGCUUCUUGAAUCGUUUCAACAUGUUCAGUUCUUCGCAGAGCACUAAUACAGAAGAUGUGUUUGAAUUGUUUGAUAACUUUGUCACUCUUUUGAACCGCAUUCCAGACAAGUUUCGUGUUGGUCAAACAUCAUCAUUUCUUUCCAAGAACCUGAUAUCGAUUCAAGAUCAUGUAUCGUUAUCCAAUGUUCACAAGGCGAUAUCCAAGUCCGAAAGUCUCUCAUAUACAAAGGCUUUGGACGCGUUAAAAGCCUCACAGCCAUAG